AUGGAUGUGCAGCGAGCAACUUUGGAAUCGAUGGGUGUGCGAAGCAAGAAAGCAGUCGCCAUACACAUCUUGCAGGAGAACGUCUACGAGAGCAAUUUGGUCCCCGACAUCGCAAAUGUCGACUAUCUCGCGGGACACCAAGGGCGAAUGAAUCUCCAACCCUUGGCCGGGCUGCAAGUCUUUGUCGACGAUGUCUAUGUCUAUGGCCCCCUGCAAGAGAAAGACCUUGUUCGGGUAUUUGGCCGCAGAACAUCUUGUACUACAGGCGAAAAGGGUGCAGCCAAAAGAGUGGUAGCACAGAUCUCUAUCUUUGUUCGGGAAGUCUGGGGCGAGGAAGACGGGUACAAGAACGUUUCGAUAGCCCACACAGUCGAUGCAAACUCCAGUGGUACUAUCGUGUCGACAGUGGGGCAAAUCGAAUGCGAAACAGGCUACCGAGCCAGACGAAUCUGGAAGAGUCUGCAUCCUGGAGAGGAACCCGCUGCCUAUUUUGUUGCCAAGGUGGAUGUAUCGAAUGUACCCAUGGAAAGGCUGCAGGAAGGUCUUCCACACAUGCGGCGCCUGCUAGAGGCGAUCGGCUGGGGCCAAUACCAAAUAGACUACACGCAAGACUUCUCGGGAACCUUGGACAGACCAGCCUUGGUGCAGCAUUUGGAGAACGAGCACAAUUUCUUCCAACAAGGCGAAAUGGCACCCCCAGACAAUGCUGGUUGUAUUUUGGACAAUACAUCCAGUGUGGGAAACCAUGUCUGCACCCUUGUCCAAACGCGAAAUGGACGCACGACUUCCACCAAACUCUACAACAAGUUUGUGUCGCAGAUAGAGGCAGGAGAUGUUCGAGGGACCUUUGGGGGGCACAUGGUGGGUACUGUAGACAGCACAAACCACCAUCUCCAACGAACGCUGUUCCAUCCGGCUGUGCUUGCGAGAGGUUGUACACGAAUCGAGGUUUCGCUCUACGGCUGUGGCGCAGAGGAUCUUUCCACAACUGUAGCGGAAGAACUGGUUGCGGAGGUUUUGGAGUUGGUCUCCCCAACGUGCCAACACGACAACGAAUGCCAACCCCAACGCGACAACGCUGCAUACCAAGGACUGUUUGUUGUACAACCAACGGCAAAGCAAUGGGAAAACUACGCAAGCCAUCUGGACCGCAACUUCUUGUUGGGAGACCGUCCACAAGGGGCGAUAUAUCUAGCAUGGAGUGGGCACAGCAAAACCGGCAGGGUGCAGGGGAUGCUUGUGCGGCCGACACCGGCGAUGGUCGCAAACGAUGCGAAUUGGGAGAGAGCAGUACAAUGGGCAAUGGCCGACUUCGGAUUCCAAAACUGUCCCAUAUUUCGCACCGAGAUCUUGGGAGAGGAAAACGACGAGGUUGUCUUCUCCCCGCUGCGCUGCUACACAAAAGUCGGACCAACCAUCCUAGCCGCAAGCAACAAGCCCACCGAGCUGCACCUAGACGCACCCAAUCCACAAGAUUUUCUCCCACCAACACCAACUGUAGAGUGGGUCUGGAGAACAAGAAAACCAAAAAGGAUCGGGAUGGAGCCGCCCUCUCGCGAGCUGGUGGAGGUGCCGGAAAUAGCUGCUGGCAGGCACCUUUCCACCCUUUCUACAAGAAACCGCUACAUUCGUUUGGAAGAGCUAGUGGACGCCAGAGAUCGAUUGGACUGGGCGGAGAGAAUGGAGAGGAUCGUCGAGAGGGCUAGAGAGAACACCGAAAACAGGUACAGAGAGCUCGAGCGGCUGGAGGAGGCAACCAAGGAAAUACUCGCGCGCCAGAAAGAGCGGAACAACAAAAGGAAUGCCGUAUUCGAGGGACUUUUGGGAAAAACGUACAAGAUUUCCGAACACGCUGGCAAGACUUUCAAUCUCUUGGGAUAUCGGACAACAGCAACUGGCAAAAAGAGAGUGGUGCUGGAGGAGGUCGAACACAGUGGGUACGCCGUAUGCGUGUGGCCCACAAAAGGGCUAGAAAGAAUCUUGGACAACCAAUCGGAGUGUUUCGAGAAGGAGGAAGAGUACCGCGACACCACAAUCCAUUGGAUUCCGCGCAAGCCCAGUGGGUUGCAGUUCCGCGUGCAGGAUCCCAAGACAUUCUGGAACAACGAAGGUACAAAGAUCUCUUGGAACCCGCUAGACGUGCUAUCCACACCAAACAUGCAAGACCUGCAAAGGGAGCUUCUGGCCCAAAGAGAAGCGCUGGCGGGAGAGAUGGGCUUGGAGGACAGAACAAUACUUGGCCCCUGCCGCAGGCCACCACGUCCGAAAGACAGCAAAAAGGCGCUGGAGAUGCCCCCAGGAGACUAUGCUGUGGCAGGCUAUGCAGAGACAACCUGUCGAAACGCCCCAAGGACAAUCCUUUUCGCGAUCCCCCUAGACGAGAAUGGCCAGCCAACCACACCAGUGGAUACACCCAUCUGGGGUCCAUUCCUGCAAGAAGAGUUAGCAAAAAUCGCCCCCUUGGCCACCCUAGUAGGAAAGCAACUCUACGGCAGGCUGGGGCGCGAGAAAACCACCAAGUCCAAGCACAAAUGCCGCAUCGCCCAGCUC
Messenger RNA from Porites lobata, 2550 nucleotides. NCBI's taxonomy places the organism in Eukaryota, Metazoa, Cnidaria, Anthozoa, Scleractinia, Poritidae. The record is from the annotation of a GenBank genome assembly.